GAGGAAGCUUCUCGAAAGCGGACAGUCAAAACAACUUAGCAAUGUCGCGUAAUAAGUUUGUACAAAUAGUGUGAGCUCAAACGUAUAUAUUUAAUGUAAAAAGCACUUCAGCAGAUCCACUCGUGGUUAGAAAACACCCUUGCUGGUCCACCGCGUGGCCAGUAGCUGGCUGUGGUUUGGCUAACGUUAGACGUCAGUUACUAGCCCCAGCAACGUUUUUCAUGUCAGCUGCUUAAAUUACCUUCUUGUGCUCUUCUCGGAGCCUGGCAACUCCACCGAGAUGGUCUAUAUUCAUUUUAACCUUUUCAGCCAUUAUCAACCCACGUGCACAACAGUAAAAUGUGUUGUUUUGUGACCCCAAAACAAAGCUCAGGGGUUGUUGUGAGUCCUAAAGAAGUGUUUAUGGAUGCAGCAGCAGCUACUCCUGAGAGCCGUUCUGCUCGUAUUCAUCAAUGGGGCGGUGAUAGUUAUCCUCACUCUCGAUAGUGAUCUCAUCUCACACUCUCAUUUCAAGAUUUCUGCAUGAUUUCCAAAAAUAUCCACGGUGUUAAUAUUCCCAAGAUGAGAAAAUAUUCCACGACGUUCUCGCUGCGACUACGUGCACCUCGGUCCGACGUCAAGACACCAGCAAUUACAACGGAACUUCUGGUUAUGAUUUUCAAAUUAAAAGACCUCAUUGUAUGUGUCAUCGGGUUAAUGAUGUCAUGAAGCUGUGUUGUGAGUUAUCUGCCAAUCAGCAGAUCCAGACCACAGUGAAAGGCUCAGGGAAGGGAGCAGCAGCAGCUGGGGGACUGGCCUUUGCUGGAGGAUUGGUCGGGGGUCCCCUUGGUAUUGCAGUUGGCGGUGCAGUUGGAGGCCUUCUGGGCUGCUGGCUGACCAGCGGACAAUUCAAACCCCUGCCUCAGAUCAUAAUGGAGCUCACUCCUCAGCAGCAGCAGAAGCUUUAUGAGGAUCUCAUGGCCAUCCUGGGAGAAAUUCAGUGGACAGAUUUGGCCCAGCUGACUGCUCUAGUAAUGGGCAACGCUACUCUGAAGCAGCAGCUUACGGGUGCCCUUCUCGGGUAUAUCACCAAGGAGCUCCAGGCAGAGGUGCACUAUGUGGAUUAGUGUUUGCGGAUAAUCUGACUCAGGGCCCCACAUGCUCAGGAAGAUGGAGUCCUUAACAAGAAUGGGAACAGUUUUUAUGAAACUGGAGAGACUCAAAAUGGCACUGACACCAUCACAGUCCUGGUAACCUCUGGUUAAUAUGAGGUUAGCACAUUAUUGUGAAUUUAAACAGCUAUAACUGGAUUAAUUUAUUUAAUUUUUAUUAUGGGAAGUGCAUUUAUCAGUUGAUGGAAUUAUUUAUUCAUUUAGCCUUUAAUGGCACUUACAAUCACUGCGUCAAAAGUUACUCUGAAUUAAAGUCUGACUGAGUGGUUUAGCUACAACAAAGUAGUUUUCAAUAUUAUUUAAAUAUUUACAUACAAAGAAUUAUGCUCUAAAUAAGAAGCAACUGUACAGUGUGGAAUAUUUUGAUUUGAUGUGAAUUUAUCAAUUUUGCAUCUGUGUACGGUAUAUUGUAUUGCUAUCACUGAGUCAAUUCAAACUCUUCAUUGCUUUAAAUGAUUUUUCAUCAAUAAAAACAAAUGUUUGUUUCACUGGUUCAUACAGUUUUACAUAGUA
This is a messenger RNA of Micropterus dolomieu (smallmouth bass), 1664 nucleotides long. RefSeq names its product protein C19orf12 homolog. NCBI's taxonomy places the organism in Eukaryota, Metazoa, Chordata, Actinopteri, Centrarchiformes, Centrarchidae. The transcript has 3 exons. Bases 681 to 1106 code for a protein of 141 amino acids. The record is from RefSeq and is a predicted model, not a curated record.